AUGCCAAUUUUCGCAAAGAAGUUCGCCCCCAAACUGGUUCCGCCACGUGUCCGGCGCCUCAACAUCGGGUGUCCACCACCGGCCGAAGAUAUCGAUGAUUUCCGGACAAUCACACUCAAUCUGGUCGACCGACAGCUCUGCUUUAUCGACGGUAUCUGGAUGAAUGGACUUCAGCCGACUGCAACCGGAGGAUUACCGUCUGCCACCGGUGGCCCAAUCGGUAACGCGUCUGCACACUCCACUGACGAUAUGCUGCGGAUGAGGCGUCGCAUCAAGACCCUCGAACAGGAGAACAAUCUUUUGCAGGUGAAGCUGGAUGUGCUAGUCGACCUACUGACAGAGAACGUGAUUGAGUUGCAUGAAGUCAAAAAUCAGUAA
This is a messenger RNA of Anopheles cruzii, 378 nucleotides long. RefSeq names its product protein chibby homolog 1 (gene Cby). The coding region runs from base 1 to 378 and encodes 125 amino acids. Lineage: Eukaryota; Metazoa; Arthropoda; Insecta; Diptera; Culicidae. The transcript has a single exon. The record is from RefSeq and is a predicted model, not a curated record.